Molecule: messenger RNA, 1730 nt
Organism: Spea bombifrons (plains spadefoot toad)
Lineage: Eukaryota; Metazoa; Chordata; Amphibia; Anura; Pelobatidae
Gene: RASSF8
Product: Ras association domain family member 8
Exons: 4
Coding region: 111-1370 (419 amino acids)
Biological process (GO): signal transduction
Source: RefSeq, a predicted model, not a curated record
GUUUCCGUGUCUCUCGUGGCCCCCGGUUUCGGCGUCUCGUGGCCCCCCGGAGCCUGACAUGACGCUUGCCGUUGGCAGAGCCAGGAAAUCCCGCGCCUGUUGAGUCCGACAUGGAGCUCAAAGUUUGGGUGGACGGCGUGCAGCGGAUCGUGUGCGGCGUCACGGAGGUAACCACGUGCCAGGAGGUGGUGAUCGCCUUGGCGCAGGCUAUCGGGCGCACCGGGCGAUACACGCUGAUAGAGAAAUGGAGGGACACGGAGCGGCACUUGGCUCCGCACGAAAACCCCGUCAUUUCGCUAAACAAGUGGGGUCAGUACGCCAGCGACGUGCAGCUCAUUCUGAGACGCACGGGGGCUUCCAUCAGCGAGAGGCCCACCUCGGACAGCGUGGCCCACAUUCCCGAAAGAACUUUGUACAGACAGAGUCUGCCCCCCUUGGCCAAGCUGAGACCCCAAAAUGACAAGUCCAUGAAACGCAGGGAGCCCAAAAGGAAAUCUCUGACCUUCACCGGGGGGGCCAAGGGGCUGAUGGACAUUUUCGGGAAGGGAAAGGAGUCGGAGUUCAAGCAGAAAGUUCUGAAUAACUGCAAGACGACGGCCGACGAGCUGAAGAAGCUGAUCCACCUCCAAAGCGAGAAGCUCCGCUCCAUCGAGAAGCAGAUCGACUCCAGCGACGCGGAAACCAAGUUCUGGGAGCAAAAACACAAAUCGGACGCCGAGGAGGAGAUCGCCCGGCUGGAGCAGCAAAUCAAGCGGAGCGGCGUGGAGAUCGAGGAGGAGGAAUUCUGGGAGAACGAGCUCCAGAUCGAGAUGGAGAACGAAAAGCAGCUGAAGGAGCAGCUCCAGGAAAUGACGCAGAGGAUCUUCCAGUGCGAGAGCCGGCUGGCGGAGUACCGCGCGCGCAUACACAGCAUAGACGGCGGCAUCGAGGCGGAGAGAGCGCAGCGCGAGGUCCGCGUCUCGCAGGUUAACGAGGAGGCCGUGCGCGACAAAAUAGAGAAGAUCAAAGGAGAGCUGGAGCUCCAGGUGCAGGAGAACCAACGGCUGGAGAACGGCACCAAGGCCGUGGAGCGGUCGCUGGGACAGGCCAGUAAGAGGUUAAUGGAUCGGGAGCAAGAACUGGAGCAGCUGACCAAAGAGCUCCGACAAGUCAAUCUCCAGCAGUUCAUCCGGCAAACGGGGACUAAAGUGACGGUGCUACCGGCAGAGCCCGGUGAGACGGAAUUCCCCGUGCCGGAGAAAGGUAGGACGCCAGCAUUUCAGUCGGGGUCCCUGAAGCGGCCGGGGUCCUCGCGGCAGCUGCCGAGCAACCUGCGCAUCCUCCAGAACGCUUUGUCGUCCGGCUUUAACCCCGAGGGCAUCUAUGUAUAACCAAGAACCUUUCGGGGAGGUGACGCUCCGAUCGGGUGCCUCCCGCGCCCCCUGUAAAUUCUGCCCUCGCCCGCCGGGGGCCACACCAGCUGCACGGAUGCCGUAGGAACAAACUAGAGAGGCGUCGGAUCCGCCAGCGAAUGCCACAUCUCACGGCCAGUAUUUUUAGCGAUUCCACGGCAAGCGAUCGCUUGCACUUCACGGUCCGGGCAGGCGGCGAAAAGCGGAGGUUUAUUCGGGACGCUGUACAGAAGAACGGAAAGUCGGCUCUAUUUUUUUUUUUUUGCGAUUGCGGAUAAAUUUUCUUACUAUUUCCGAACAAAAAAAAAAAGAAUAUAUAUUUGUUACGUUUUGUGUAAA